This is a messenger RNA of Polyodon spathula (Mississippi paddlefish), 1578 nucleotides long. Its product is annotated as probable flap endonuclease 1 homolog. The transcript has 11 exons. NCBI's taxonomy places the organism in Eukaryota, Metazoa, Chordata, Actinopteri, Acipenseriformes, Polyodontidae. The record is from RefSeq and is a predicted model, not a curated record. Gene Ontology annotation, cellular component: nucleus. Bases 233 to 1282 code for a protein of 349 amino acids. Gene Ontology annotation, molecular function: 5'-flap endonuclease activity; magnesium ion binding; manganese ion binding.
UAUUUUGAGGGAAAUACAAACAACUUUUUUUUUUUUUUUUUUUGCAUAAUGCUGUGUUGCAGUGAACUCCAUAUUUUGUAUUUAUUUAUUUUUUAUCAAAGAUUUCAAAGUUUCCGCCAGCACUGCCAGCCGGAUCCAUCUGACAGGAACUUAAAAACGGCAAAUUUACUUCAUCGAAAUUGGUUUAAUAACCAAACAGAGAAAAGGAGCUUUAUACUACUGGACAAUAAUAAUGGGUAUUGUGAAACUGGCAGAAUUAAUACGCAAUGUUGCGCCGGAUGCGAUCUCUUACAAAACAAUAGGUGACUAUUCAGGUAAGAAGAUUGCUGUGGAUGCCUCCAUUGUUCUAUUUCAGUUCCGCACGGCCUGCCCUAAGAUCUGCAACCGCGAUGGAGCACACCUCAGCCCGCUGGUUGGUUUGUUCUACCGCACUCUGCAUUUCCUAGAGAAUGAUGUCAGGCCAGUCUAUGUCUUCGAUGGACUCCCGCCUGAGCAGAAAGAGGCGCUGCUGGACAGGCGAGCUGAGGCUGGAGGCUGGGCCAGAACACAAAGGCCAGUCUCCAAUCAAGUACAGGACUGCCAGAAAAUACUGAAACUGUUAGGAGUACCAUAUCUCCAGGCCCCCAGUGAAGCUGAAGCACAGUGUGCAGAGUUGGUGAAGUGUGGUGAAGUGGAUGGAGUGGCUUCAGAGGACAUGGAUGUUCUGCCGUUUGGGAGCACGCUGCUAAUCCGCCAGCUCAGUACCAGAGAGCACAGGAGUGUAGUAGAAUACUCCUUGCCAAAGGUGCUGAAGACACUGGGACUCACACAUGAGCAGUUUGUAGAUCUGUGUAUUUUGCUUGGCUGCGAUUAUUGUGAGAAGAUUGGCGGCCUGGGACCGAAGCGAGCACUGGCCCUUGUUCAGCAACAUAAAACCAUUGAGGAUGUUCUUCUAAAUAUCAACCGAACGACACACCCAGUCCCUGAGAACUGGAAAUACCUUGAUGCUCGCAAACUCUUCUUGGAUCCUGAGGUAGCCAAUCAGACUAGCCGAUCGCUAAGCUGGGAGGAGCCAGACGAGGAAGGGCUGGUGAACUUCCUGUCACAUGAAAAAUACAUCAAGGAGGAGCGAAUAAGACGCAGGAUGGAGAAGUUUCGUAGAGUGCGUGAGGGCAGGAAGCAGAAAGGGUCUGAUGAGGGGAAACAGCAACAAACCCUCAUGGACGAUUUCUUCAGAGUGACACGAAGCAGACAGGCACCAGAUGCUGUGGACCAAACUGUCAGCAAGAAAUCGAAAUUCUAGCGAGCAUUUCCACUGGGAUACAGCAAGUGUAACAGUUGAAAGGAUAUGGUGACACCUCUAUUGAUGGGCAGACAUCUGAACUGUUUAUCAAGAAGACUGUGACUGGAUUAGGAGUUUGUUUCCCCAGGGAAGACUGAGAUCUCAUUCCCUGUGGAAGAGACUUCCUGUGUCAUCUCUUGUAUUAUAUAGUAGGAUUAUAACUUUGUUUUUAUGUCAACCAUUAAAGAGUAAGUAUCAGGGUUCUGAAAAAUACUUCCCUUCGUGUUGCUACAGCUGUUUAAAUAACUUUCUUACAC